GGGUUAUAGGUGUGCAUGCCUCACCGUGCCUGGCCCUGUGAUCUACUUUUCAACUCAAUCUUUUAUCAGUCAUUGCUGGAUUGGCAGCCACCAUUUGCAUGUGAUGUUGAUAAACUUCAUUUUACCCCACGAAUCCAGAGGCUGAACGAAUUGGAGGCUCAAACUCGUGUAAAAUUGAAUUUCCUGGACCAGAUUGCAAAGUACUGGGAGUUACAGGGAAGUACUCUGAAAAUUCCACAUGUGGAGAGGAAGAUUUUGGACUUGUUUCAACUGAAUAAGUUAGUUGCGGAAGAAGGUGGAUUUGCUAUUGUUUGCAAGGAUAGAAAAUGGACCAAAAUUGCUACAAAGAUGGGGUUUGCUCCUGGCAAAGCUGUAGGUUCACAUAUCAGAGGGCAUUAUGAACGAAUCCUCAACCCAUACAACUUAUUCCUCUCUGGAGACAGUUUGAGGUGUCUACAGAAGCCCAACCUGACCACAGACACCAAGGACAAGGAGUACAAACCCCACGACAUUCCCCAGAGGCAGUCUGUGCAGCCCUCAGAAACCUGUCCCCCAGCCCGACGAGCAAAACGUAUGAGAGCAGAGGCUAUGAAUAUUAAAAUAGAACCAGAAGACACUACAGAAGCCAGAACUCAUAAUCUGAGACGUCGGAUGGGUUGUCCAACUCCAAAAUGUGAAAAUGAGAAAGAAAUGAAAAGUAACAUCAAACAAGAACCCUUUGAGAAGAAAGAUUAUAUUGUAGAGAGUGAGAAGGAAAAGCCCAAGAGUCGAUCUAAAAAAACCACCAAUGCUGUGGACCUGUAUGUCUGUCUCUUAUGUGGCAGUGGCAGUGAUGAGGACCGGCUUCUCUUGUGUGAUGGUUGUGAUGACAGUUACCAUACCUUUUGUUUGAUCCCACCUCUCCAUGAUGUUCCCAAGGGAGACUGGAGGUGUCCUAAGUGUUUGGCUCAGGAAUGUAGUAAGCCACAAGAAGCAUUUGGCUUUGAACAAGCAGCCAGGGACUAUACCCUUCGUACUUUUGGAGAAAUGGCAGAUGCAUUCAAAUCUGAUUAUUUCAACAUGCCGGUCCAUAUGGUUCCCACAGAGCUGGUCGAGAAAGAAUUUUGGCGACUGGUAAGCACUAUUGAAGAAGAUGUCACAGUGGAAUAUGGAGCUGAUAUUGCUUCAAAGGAAUUUGGCAGUGGCUUUCCUGUCCGAGAUGGAAAAAUCAAACUUUCACCUGAAGAAGAGGAAUAUCUUGAUAGUGGCUGGAAUCUGAACAAUAUGCCAGUGAUGGAGCAGUCUGUCCUUGCUCACAUUACUGCAGACAUAUGCGGCAUGAAGCUGCCUUGGCUGUAUGUGGGAAUGUGCUUUUCUUCCUUCUGUUGGCAUAUCGAAGACCAUUGGAGCUAUUCAAUCAACUACCUGCACUGGGGUGAGCCAAAAACCUGGUAUGGAGUCCCGGGGUAUGCUGCCGAGCAGCUAGAAAAUGUUAUGAAGGAACUGGCUCCAGAGCUCUUCGUGUCCCAACCUGAUCUCCUGCAUCAGCUUGUGACCAUCAUGAACCCCAAUACCCUGAUGACUCACGAAGUGCCUGUUUAUCGAACAAAUCAGUGUGCUGGGGAGUUUGUGAUUACAUUUCCAAGAGCCUACCACAGUGGUUUUAACCAAGGUUUUAAUUUUGCUGAGGCUGUGAACUUCUGCACUGUCGAUUGGCUGCCAUUAGGCCGACAGUGUGUGGAACAUUAUCGCUUGCUUCAUCGCUAUUGCGUGUUUUCCCACGAUGAGAUGAUUUGCAAGAUGGCUUCCAAGGCUGACAUCCUAGAUGUUGUAGUGGCUUCCACUGUUCAGAAGGACAUGGCCAUUAUGAUUGAGGAUGAGAAAGCUUUAAGGGAAGUUGUCCGUAAAUUGGGAGUGAUUGACUCGGAAAGAAUGGAUUUUGAGCUGUUGCCGGAUGAUGAGCGGCAGUGUAUAAAAUGCAAAACUACAUGCUUCAUGUCUGCCAUCUCCUGUUCCUGUAAACCUGGCCUGCUUGUCUGCCUGCAUCAUGUAAAAGAACUGUGUUCCUGCCCUCCUUAUAAAUACAAACUUCAGUAUAGAUACACUCUGGAUGACCUCUACCCUAUGAUGAAUGCUUUGAAGCUUCGAGCAGAAUCUUACAAUGAGUGGGCCUUGAAUGUGAAUGAAGCUUUGGAGGCAAAGAUCAACAAGAAGAAAAGCCUUAUUAACUUCAAGACUUUAAUUGAAGAAUCUGAAAUGAAGAAAUUCCCAGACAAUGAUCUUUUACGUCACCUUCGCUUAGUCACACAGGAUGCAGAGAAGUGUGCCUCUGUUGCACAGCAGUUGCUUAAUGGCAAAAGACAGACUAGAUACCGAUCUGGUGGGGGAAAAUCCCAAAAUCAGUUGACGGUGAAUGAACUCCGACAGUUUGUGACACAGUUGUAUGCUCUUCCUUGUGUCCUCAGUCAAACACCAUUGCUGAAGGAUCUCUUGAAUCGUGUGGAAGAUUUCCAGCAGCAUAGCCAGAAACUACUCUCUGAGGAAAUGCCUAGUGCUGCUGAGCUGCAGGACUUGCUAGAUAUCAGCUUUGAAUUUGAUGUUGAACUUCCACAGCUUGCUGAGAUGCGGACCCGUCUGGAGCAGGCCCGUUGGCUAGAAGAGGUGCAGCAAGCUUGCCUGGACCCCAGCUCCCUUACUUUAGAUGAUAUGAGACGUCUCAUAGACCUUGGGGUAGGGCUCGCCCCAUACUCAGCAGUGGAGAAAGCCAUGGCCCGGCUGCAGGAACUGCUUACAGUGUCCGAGCACUGGGAUGACAAAGCCAAGAGUCUUCUCAAGGCCAGACCUCGACAUUCGUUGAGCAGCCUUGCUACGGCAGUAAAGGAGAUCGAGGAGAUCCCUGCGUACCUGCCUAAUGGCGCAGCCUUGAAAGAUUCAGUGCAGAGAGCCAGGGACUGGCUUCAGGAUGUGGAGGCCCUGCAGGCUGGAGGUCGUGUACCGGUAUUAGAGACACUCAUAGAACUUGUUACAAGAGGCCGAUCUAUGCCGGUACAUCUGAAUUCUUUGCCCAGACUGGAAUCACUAGUAGCUGAGGUUCAGGCUUGGAAGGAAUGUGCUGCUAAUACAUUCGUGACUGAGAAUUCUCCAUAUUCUCUCUUAGAGGUACUGUGUCCUCGAUGUGAUAUUGGCCUUUUGGGACUGAAAAGGAAGCAGAGAAAGUUAAAGGAGCCUUUGCCAAGUGGGAAGAAGAAAAGCACCAAACUAGAGACUCUCAAUGACCUGGAAAGGGCUUUAACUGAAAGCAAAGAGACUGCUUCAGCUAUGGCAACGCUUGGGGAAGCUCGCCUAAGAGAAAUGGAAGCCUUGCAGUCUCUCAGAGUCGCCAAUGAAGGGAAAUUGCUCUCACCUGUCCAAGAUGUGGAGUUGAAAGUCUGCCUAUGUCAGAAGGCCCCAGCGACCCCUAUGAUUCAGUGUGAACUCUGCAGGGAUGCUUUCCACACUAGUUGUGUGGCAGUACCCAGUACUACACAAAGUCCCCGAAUCUGGCUUUGUCCCCAUUGUCGGAGGUCAGAGAAACCUCCCUUAGAGAAAAUUCUGCCCCUGCUGGCCUCCCUGCAGCGCAUCCGAGUCCGCCUUCCUGAGGGAGAUGCACUUCGGUAUAUGAUUGAGAGAACCGUGAACUGGCAACACAGAGCCCAGCAACUGCUUUCAUCAGGGAAUCUAAAAUUUGUGCAAGACCGAGUGGGCUCAGGACUGUUAUCUAGCAGAUGGCAAGCCUCUGGGGGACAGGUGUCAGAGACGGGCAAGGUAUUUCAACCUCCUGGCACAACGUCCUUUUCCUUGCCUGAUGACUGGGACAACCGAACCUCAUAUUUACACUCUCCCUUUUCUACUGGACAGAGUUGUAUCCCCCUCCACGGUUUGUAUUUUAUUAUCAUUGCUACUUUCAAGGGGCUGUAUAUUAACAGGUCAUCUUGUGCUAAGUCUUUGUUACAUAUGAUCAGGUACCAUAAAGAAUUUUAUCUUUAAAUGAAGGAUAUAGGUUACUGUGCACUUGCUAGGUAGUAGAAGGCUCAUAUUUUCAUGUUUAUAACUGCAAAA
This is a messenger RNA of Fukomys damarensis (Damara mole-rat), 4077 nucleotides long. It is a transcript of the gene Kdm5b, whose product is annotated as lysine demethylase 5B. The transcript has 24 exons. The record is from RefSeq and is a predicted model, not a curated record. Gene Ontology annotation, molecular function: DNA binding; histone demethylase activity. Gene Ontology annotation, biological process: chromatin remodeling. The coding region runs from base 16 to 4005 and encodes 1329 amino acids. Gene Ontology annotation, cellular component: nucleus. Lineage: Eukaryota; Metazoa; Chordata; Mammalia; Rodentia; Bathyergidae.